This is a messenger RNA of Oryza brachyantha (malo sina), 770 nucleotides long. RefSeq lists its product as uncharacterized. Bases 1 to 714 code for a protein of 237 amino acids. The transcript has 4 exons. The record is from RefSeq and is a predicted model, not a curated record. NCBI's taxonomy places the organism in Eukaryota, Viridiplantae, Streptophyta, Magnoliopsida, Poales, Poaceae.
AUGGCCGACGGCUCAUCCACGCCGCCGUCCUUCCUUGGCUAUCCCAGCUACUACGCCGCCGGCGGCUUCCGGGCGCCGGCCUACGGAAUGGGAGCUCGCGGCGAGCUGCUCGUCACGGCGAGCGGCGGAGCGGCGGCGGCGGAGAACGGCGGAGUGCAGGUGUGGGAGACGGUGGCGGAGCCGGGGCACUGGUUCUACGUGCCGCCGUCGUCGGGACAGUCCGGCGGCAGUAUCAUGAUCAAUAUUUCGGCGGCCACCGCCGGCAGCUUUGGGACGCAGAGCUCCGGCACCGGCGUGUUCCUGCCGGAGCCUCGCAUCCGCCCAGCUGUUCCCAGUGUGCAGCAGCCAACCAGUUUGCUGCCAGCUGAGACUGACAGAGAUGUGAGGGCACUAACUGCAGAUGGCAACAGCAACACUGGCCUGAAGACUGAUGAUGCAGGCAAAGGAAGUGAGAUACAGCAGAAGAGCUAUGCUGCAGUUGUGAAGGGAGGGGGGCCUAGCCAAGAAGCUGAAGCCAUGGGGGCAGGUCCUAGCCAUGAAGCAGUGAGGGCAAGACCAAGCCAGCACGGGCACAGGCUCUCCUGGAAGAAGAAGAAGAAGACGAAGAAGCAGGCGGCGACGGCGCCGGCGCCGGAGGAGGAGGAGGAGGCAACCGCCGCUACGGUGGAUGACUUCCCGGAGCUGGCGCUGCUGCCGGAAGAAUGGGUCUACUGAAUCUGAUGAACCAUAUGCAUGAUAUCGCCCAAUGGUCACUACUAGAUGAUGAUGAA